Gamsiella multidivaricata is the source of this 1827-nucleotide messenger RNA. RefSeq lists its product as uncharacterized. The record is from RefSeq and is a predicted model, not a curated record. Lineage: Eukaryota; Fungi; Mortierellomycota; Mortierellomycetes; Mortierellales; Mortierellaceae. Bases 1 to 1827 code for a protein of 608 amino acids. Gene Ontology annotation, cellular component: cytoplasm. Gene Ontology annotation, molecular function: protein kinase binding. The transcript has 3 exons.
AUGAAGUUGACGCCGGCUAUUAUUGCGUCCCAGGCCGCAGGAAAUGAUAUUCAGCAGCUCAAGGAACUCAACGUGUCCAAGAAAGAUAUCAACCAUAUCGAAGACAUCUCCAUCUGUAUCAACCUGCACAAGCUGAACUUGUCCCACAACAGCCUCAACUCUACAGACUCGAUCGCUGGACUCCAGUACCUGCAGGCGCUCACCCUCCUCAACCUCAGUGGGAACCAACUGGAUUCGUUUGAAGGCCUUCAACGGCUCAAGACCCUCUUCGUUUUGAACAUGUCCCACAACGACCUGAACCGCAUCUCCAUCCACAUCGAAAAGCUUGUCAACCUCAAGGCCAUCGUCCUCAACAACAACAGGAUCAGGGUCGUUGACCACCUCGGAGGUCUUCUAGAACUCAACACCAUCGUCCUCUCCCACAACCGGAUCCAGGAACUACCCGCUUUUCCGAAACUCACCAAGCUCACCAAGCUCUCUGCAGCCCAUAACGAAAUCCGACAGAUCCCCGAUUUCUCAGAGAACGGCAUGUUGAAGGAACUGCGAUUGAAUCAUAACAAACUGAUCACCAUCCCGGACUCGCUGCGUCGCUGUACAGCCCUGGAUAUUUUGGAUCUUGGAGGCAACAUGUUGAGAGAGUGGUCCGACGUCGCACCCUUGGGAUCCCUGAUGCAUCUGAUCAACUUGAAUCUCCAAGGAAACCCGAUCUGUGACAAGCCGGAUUAUAAGAAGAAGAUUCUGGAAUUGGUUCCCUCAUUGCGAGUACUGGAUGGCGAGCGCUUCGACCCAAAGUUCCUCCAGAUCAAGGCCAAGCGCGCGGAACACAAGGAGGUUGUCGAGAAGAUGAAGAAGAAAAAGGAAGAUCUCGAAAAGAAAAAGAUAUUGAGGAAGGUCAAACGUGGCGAGAUCGAUGCAGAUACGAUCGAUAAGGACGUCCUGGCCGAUGCCGAGCAGUUCGAGCGGAAGAAGAAGAAACCAAAGGCGGAGAAGGACGACAAGAAGGACAAGAAGAACCUGACCAAGGAAGAGAGGAAGGCACUCAAGGAGGAAAAGAGGGCUCGUAAAGAGGCCAAGGUAGCGGUAGCAACAUUAGCAGCAAAGGACAAGGACGAGGACGAGGAUGAGGAUGAGUCGCUGGCAACGAAAUCCGGCAAGAGCAAAAAGAACAAAGACGGAAAGGCCGGUGUACUGGAAAAGAAGACAUCAUCCAAGCGUACACGACCGGCAGAGGACGACGAAGACGAGCAUGAAAGCAGUGGGGCCAAGAAGAAAAAGUCAACGCUGUCAUCGAUGUUCAAGGGCAAUGGUCCUCGACCGCUCAGUGCGCUGGCCCCUGCUGAUGCUGACGAGGACGUGGAAAUGGAUGACGAGGAGAGCAAGGCAAAGAAGGCAGAACUGAACAGGGUCCGAAAGGAGAAUCGGAAGGCUGCGAAGAAAGAGGCCAAGAAGGAGAAAACGGCCGCCACCCUGGAAAAGAAGAAGGCUGCACGUAAGGAGAAGAAAGAGCCGACCACGCUGGAAGAGGAUAGCUUCUUCGCCAAACCCUCGGAAGAGGAGGUCAAGUCCAAGAAGGCCAAGAUCGAGAAGACAACACUCACACCAGCUGUCGCCAAGCCAGCUCUAGCUCCAGCUCCAGCAGUGGUCGAGGUCCAUGUCGCACGGCUUUUGGAUCCUGCUGAGGCUGCAAAGGCCAGGUCGGGUGUCGUCGCUGUUGUCGACAAAUCAGCCCAGCUCGCCAAGAAGAACAAGAAGCCCAAGUUCGAUAUCGCUGCUCUCGAGGAGACCACCGAUGCCUUUGGCGGUGGCCAGGUCUCUGGGUGGGACUAA